ACCAAACGUCAAGGCUUCUGUGACCAUCACUGGGAGGGGCAUUCCGUAUGUUUCUAUGGUGGUAACUGGAGUCUUAUACACUACAUCACCAGUUGGCUCACCCGGAGACUGCAUUGAUUUACUGUGAGAAACAUAUUACAUGUAAUGCUUUUAUAUACAUAAUUUUUAAUAUCAUUAAAAAUAAUAGGUUAUGUUUAAACCUUUGGUUCUUUUUCGCUGAUGAAAGCGAAAUUGGCCUUCGUCCCGUGAUGGACUGCCUCACUCGAGGUGAAAAUGGACUCCUCAUUGCACCUGUAGUACUAUAAUCCAUUAUAUCUUUAAUAAAAUUUCGAAAUAAAAAAAAGCGCAAAAUAACUGAAACGAAUAGCAAAGAUGAUUUCAAUUCAAAUAAUCAUAAUGUCAAACUGAAAGACCGAUCAAUAAAACGUUUCGAUAUACGUCAAUACUAAUUGAAGGCAAACCAUAGGAAAUAAAUUCAAAGCAAGAAUUUUCUUAUUAAUUAUUAUUUUUAAUAAACAAUUUUUACUGUUGUAAUUAGCUAAGAAUGGUUGGUGAUAGUGAUAUCGUUUUAUAAAGAAAAAAAAGAUUAUAGGUAUACAUAAUUAGACUCAAAAGCAGCAUAGCAGAGGGUAAUGAAACGGUGUGCGUCGCUCCGUUCCGUACAAAGAAGCUAAAGUCAAAGUCAAGUCAAAAAUGACUGACGUAAGACAACGAACGAAAUUCAACGAAUGUCAACAAAAUUGGAAUUUUCAACGGUUACCGAUUCCCGGUUUCGGGUUCUGAAGUUGGUUAUAAAUUAAUAGAACUGAUCAACUGAUUGAUCAUCCAUUAGUCCUUUGCUGAACUGAUCUACAUAUAUCAAGAUGCAUAUCAAAUCUAUAGUGUUAGAUGGUUUUAAGUCGUACGGAAAUCGUGUAGAAGUUAAUGGUUUUGAUCCUGAAUUCAACGCUAUCACUGGGUUGAACGGCACAGGAAAGUCAAAUAUACUGGAUGCGAUAUGUUUUGUCCUAGGAAUAACAAAUUUAGCGAACGUGCGUGCGAGCAGUUUGCAAGAAUUGAUAUACAAACAUGGCCAAGCAGGCAUCACUAAGGCUACUGUGAGCAUCACAUUUGACAAUAGGAAUAAGGACCAGUCUCCCAUUGGUUUGGAAAAUAAUGACGAGUUCACCGUUACUAGACAGAUUGUAAUGGGAGGCAAGAACAAAUACUUAGUGAAUGGCCUAAAUGUUCAGAACAAGCGAGUGACAGACUUGUUCUGCUCAGUGCAGCUCAAUGUGAACAACCCUCACUUCCUCAUCAUGCAGGGCAGGAUCACGAAAGUGUUAAACAUGAAACCUCCUGAGAUCCUGUCUAUGGUAGAGGAGGCAGCUGGUACACGAAUUUACGUAACUGCAGAAGAGCGAACUAAGGAGGCUGAAACCAAACUCACACAAGUGGAAGAUGAAAUAAAAAGUAAAAGACACCAGAUACAACAAAACGAAACAAGUAUCAAGGAAUUUGAAGAACAGAUAUCUGAACUUAAUAAGAAGGUGGAUGAGGAGAGCGGCGCCGCGCUGCGGGCGCUGGAGGCGGAGCUGGGCGCGGCGGGCGCGGCCGAGGGGCGCGCCGCGGCCGGGGCGCGCGCCGCGCACGACGCGCUGCAGUCGCACGCCGCGCGCGCGCGCCUGCUGGCCCGCGCGCUGGCCGACGACGAGGCGGCCGCCGCCAACAAGCGCCGCGCGCUGGACCAGGUCGAGAGUACGUUCGAGAGUCUGCGGGAGAAACAUCAGAACAGUACUGCCGUUCUCGCAGAUGCCCAGCAAAAAUUUUUGGAAGUCAGUAGUGGACUCGAAGGGGCCUCAGAAUCAUUACAAGACCAACUGAUGGCUGCUAAACAAGAGGCGUCAGAAGCGGCGACUCGGAUAUCGCAGAGUGCAAUGGAGAAAAAACAUGCAGAAAAUCGACUGAAGGCACUGGAAAAAGAGUUCGCCAGUAGCAGCGCUCAGUACCAGCGUGACAUGGAGAACAUCGGACGCCAUGAGGCGCAGCUCGCCGAGCUACAGGCGGAGUUGUCGCGUCUGGCGGGCGCGGCGCGGCGCGAGGCCGAGCUGGCCGAGACAGUGCGUGGCCUGGCGCGGCGGGAGCGGGGGCGCGGGGCGCUGUCUGUUCAACGUGGUGGUGGACACCGAGGUCACGAGCAAGCUACUGCUGCAGCGCGGACAGCUGGAACACAGGACCACCAUCGUCCCGCUCAACAAGAUCAACGGACACGUCAUCGACCGCGCCACCGUCGAGCUGGCGCAGCAGAUCGUACGUCCUCGCCCGCAGCGUACACGUGUACACUGUACGGCGGUGUACGGCACUGUACAGAGUGCUUGCAGGGCGGCGGGCCGGACAGCGUGCAGCUGGCGCUGGACCUGGUGCAGUUCCCCGGCGCGCUGCGGCCCGCCAUGGCGUGGGUGUGGGGCGCCACGCUGGUGUGCCGCGACCUGGACACGGCGCGCCGCGUCACCUUCCACCCCGCCGUGCGCCGCCGCGCCGUCACGCUGGACGGCGACGUCGUGGACCCGGCCGGCACGCUCUCCGGCGGCGCGCGCCUCAAGGGAGGCUCCGUGCUCAUGCAGCUGCAGGAACUCAAGCAGUUUGAGGAGGAGCACAAGGCCAUUAGGGAGCAGCUGUCGAAGUGCAACGACGAACUGAAGUCGUUGCAGCAGGCCGGCGAAAAACAUACCAGCGCCCAGCAAAAGUUCGACGUGAUGUCUCACGAGUUGGACGUGAUCAAGGCCCGCCUGGCUACCACGUCGCACGCGCAGACGCACGAGGAGAUCCAGAGCCUGCGCGCGCGCGUGUCGGAGCUGGGCGAGGCCGCGGCGCGGGCCCAGCAGGCGCGCGCCCAGGCCGACGCGCGCGCCGCGCAGCUGCAGCUGAAGCUGGCCGACCUGCAGGGCCACCGCGACAGGGAGUUCAAAAAAGCUGAGGAAGCUUUGAAUGCAGCUAAAAAAGAUGCAGAAUUCCACAGCAACUCUUGGAAACAACACGAACAGGAGCUGGAGACGUUGAAACUUGAAGUUUCAGAGCUGGAGAAAGCCGUGGCCAGCAGUAAGCAACAACUGGCGGAGAACAGCGCGGCCGCCGAGCGACUGCGGCUGGACGCCGAGCGGGCCGCCGCCGACCAUGGCGCCGCCGCGAGUGCUGUCAAAGACAUGCAAUCGCGUAUAAAGAGCCAGAAGGCGGAGAUAGCGAGUCGCAACACGGAGAUCUCGCGAUUAUUGCAGAAAAAAGAAAAAUUGCGUAAAAAUAACGGCGAGCUCGAGCUCAAGAUACAAGAGUUGGAAUACAGACUGAAUGAGCUACAGACAGAAGCUGCUGAACUGCGUGCUAAGAUUACCAACUUGGAAAAAGCGAACCCGUGGAUCAACUCGGAGCGAUCGUACUUCGGUGCGCCGGGCGGUAUCUUCGACUUCCAGGCGCGCCAGGCCAGCGCCGCCGCCGCCCGCCUGCAGCAGCUACAGGCGCGCCGCGACGGACUGGCGCGGGGACUCAACGCGCGCGCCCAUACCUUGCUGGGCAAGGAGGAGGAACAGUACCAAGAAUUGCUGCACAAGAAGCAGAUAGUGGAGGCAGAUCGCGCGAAGUUAGUGGCGGUGAUGGCAGAGCUGGACGAGAAGAAGAGGAAGACGCUGGUGGCGGCGUGCGAACAGGUCAACAAGGACUUCGGCUCCAUCUUCUCGACUCUGCUGCCCGGGGCCGAGGCCAAGCUCACGCCGCCCGACGGCCAGAGCGUGCUGGACGGACUCGAGGUGAAGGUGGGCUUCAACGGCGCGUGGAAGGAGUCGCUGGGCGAGCUGUCGGGCGGGCAGCGCUCGCUGGUGGCGCUGUCGCUGGUGCUGGGCAUGCUGCGCUGGCAGCCGGCGCCGCUGUACGUGCUGGACGAGGUGGACGCCGCGCUCGACCUCUCGCACACGCAGAACAUCGGCCUCAUGCUGCGCACGCACUUCCGCCACUCGCAGUUCAUCAUCGUGUCGCUGAAGGACGGCAUGUUCAACAACGCCAACGUGUUGUUCCGCACCCGCUUCGUGGACGGCAUGUCCUCCGUGCAGCGCACCACCAACGUGCCGCGCUAGGACCCCACCCUGUCUACGCUACACUGUCUACACUACACUUGUGUACACUCUACGCUGUGUACACCAAUCAUGUUAUAAGUGAAAAGGUGUAGAACUUUCGGAAGUUACCUUACAUUCGAUGUUCAACACGGCACACUAUCGCACACAUGAAUACGCCAGCGCAACACAAGUCUAGCUCUGAGGUAAACUGUGGCCAAUUAGCCACUUACACUAUGUUACAUUUUAUACGUGGUACGAGGUUUGAUAUAACUAUAAACAUGGAAACUACUAAACCAAUUUUAAUGAAACUUAGUACUCAUACUUUCAAUAAAAAGUGUAGUAAAUGUGGUAAUAUUAUAAUUUAUUCUAUGUAUAUUUAUGCGCGAUUAUCCCGCGAUUGACUGAACCGACUUUUGAUGGGAGUUUCAAAAAAAGAUCUGUUACACCUAGGAGAAAGUUUUAGUAUUUUAAUUAACCGACUUCAAAAGAAGAAGAGGUGAUAGUCGAUUUUUCGAAAUGUAGUUCAAUAAAUAA
Spodoptera littoralis (African cotton leafworm) is the source of this 4616-nucleotide messenger RNA. The record is from the annotation of a GenBank genome assembly. Lineage: Eukaryota; Metazoa; Arthropoda; Insecta; Lepidoptera; Noctuidae.